Molecule: messenger RNA, 664 nt
Organism: Camelina sativa (false flax)
Lineage: Eukaryota; Viridiplantae; Streptophyta; Magnoliopsida; Brassicales; Brassicaceae
Source: RefSeq, a predicted model, not a curated record
AAAUUAAGGGUGCAUAUGUUAGAAUUGAUUAGUGAUAUCUAUNGUGAUGUUGCAGAGAAGUUGUUCGAUCUGAUUGUGUUGCCUGGAGGUCUUAACGGUGCUCAAAGAUUCGCCAGCUGCGAGAAACUGGUGAAAAUGUUAAAGAAACAGGCAGAAGCAAACAAACCAUUUGGAGGAAUCUGCGCGUCUCCUGCUUACGUCUUCGAGCCUAAUGGUUUACUCAAGGGUAAGAAGGCUACUACUCACCCAAAGGUGAGCGACAAACUUUCAGACCAGAGUCACAUUGAGCACAGAGUCGUGGUGGAUGGAAAUGUGAUAACGAGCAGAGCUCCAGGGACUGCAAUGGAGUUCUCACUUGCGAUUGUGGAGAAGUUUUACGGGCGAGAGAAAGCGCUUCAGCUAGCAAAGGCGACACUUGUGUGAUUUUCAAACAAUAAAAUGUGUGAGAGUGACUUGAAUAAAAGAAGGCUUUUGCCUGUUGAGUUAUAAAUAUGCAUUGGUGAUUAGUUACUUUUGUGAUAUGACAUAUGAGCUUUCAGCUUUGGUUGGUGUGUAGCUUUAUGUCUUUAAAAGAAUAAAAAGUAAACGAGAUUCAUCUAUGUAAUGUCUAUGAAUGUGGCCAAUAUUUCUCUAACUCUCUCCAAGAGCUAGAGGCUUUGCUGGA